UGUCAUUCUUUCUGUUCCAGUACUUUCAAUUUUUCAACAUCGAAUCAAAUCCAUCGAGAAGUACGUACAUCCCGUCCGCUUUCUUGAACUACAUCGAAAAUAUUGAAUUUUCAUUAUGUUCGAUAUUUUUCGUUUUUUCUUAUAUCUCACUUCGUAUUUUGCUGCUUUGACAGAUGCUAGGGUAAGUGUAACAGAGAUUAAUGAAAAUACACCUGGUAUUACGAUUAAAACAGUAACAGAACCAUUUGGACUUACUGAGGGACCACAUUGGGAUGAUGGAUCUCAGAAAUUAUAUUUUGUCGAUAUUGCUAAUCAAAAAUUAUAUAGAUUAGAUCCUUUAUCUGGCUCUGUUACAUCUACAUAUAUAGAAAAUGGUCCAGUUGGAGUAGCUGUACCUGUGGAGGAUGAGCCUAAUAAAUUUGUAGCAGGUUCUGGCACCGACUUUGUUCUUGUUACAUGGGAUUCUGGGCUUAAUUUAACUAAAGCUUCUAGUAAAGUAUUAUCUACCGUUGAUAAAAAUCGUAAAAGUACAAGAUGGAAUGAUGGCAAAGUUGACUCCUCUGGACGAUUCUGGGGUGGUACCAUGGGUCCGGAAAUAAAUGGAGAUGUAGUCCCUGAUCAAGGAACUCUUUAUCGCAUUGGAAAAGAUUUCGCUCCACUUGUUGAAAUAUCUCCUGUUUCUAUAAGCAAUGGAUUAGCAUGGAACAAAGAAGAUGAUACAUUCUACUAUAUUGAUUCACCUACGCGUCAAAUAGCUGCAUACGAUUAUAACCCUCUCUCUGGAAGUAUAUCUAAUAAAAGAAUUGUGUUUGAUUUGGGAAAAAACAAUAUUUCUACUGGUGUUCCCGAUGGCAUGACUAUAGAUACUGAUGGCAAUCUUUGGAUAGCUGUUUUUAAUGGAUCUGUUGUACUUAACGUGAAUCCAAAGACUGGAAAAUUAAUACGUUACAUCAGACUUCCAGCAGAAAGAGUAACCAGUGUAGCAUUCGGAGGACCAAACUUACAAACUUUAUACAUAACCACAUCAAGUUAUGGACUAUCCGAUGCAGAAAAGAAAAAGCAGCCUAAGGCUGGUUGUGUAUUCGAAGUAAAAGGUUUAGGAGUUAAUGGAUUAUUGGCCAAUUCAUUCCAAUUGUAAACGCAUUAAUAUACAUGUCAAUUUAAAAGAAAAUUUUUUAUGAAAUAAUACUGCAAAUAUAUGAAAAUAAGUGUAUCCAAUGGUAUAAA
Molecule: messenger RNA, 1227 nt
Organism: Vespula pensylvanica (western yellowjacket)
Lineage: Eukaryota; Metazoa; Arthropoda; Insecta; Hymenoptera; Vespidae
Product: regucalcin-like
Exons: 6
Coding region: 116-1138 (340 amino acids)
Biological process (GO): L-ascorbic acid biosynthetic process
Molecular function (GO): calcium ion binding; enzyme regulator activity; gluconolactonase activity
Source: RefSeq, a predicted model, not a curated record